CAUCCUCCCAAAUGCACGGAAGAGAAGAGAAUGUCUAAUUCUUUCUCUACCCGAAUCCAAUCCAAUCACCUACAUAAAUACUCCAUUAUAAAUCCCCACCCUUCCCACCUUCACCAUAACUAUACGGUCUAAACUGGACAAAUUCAAAAUUUCAUCAAAGAUUUCAUACCCUUCACCCAAUUGGAAUUACACUUAACCAAUUAAGUAUUAACAAAACCCAGAAACAGCUUCAGCAUUUCCCACCUCCAAUGGCAUCAAUGGCCGCUCUUUUCACCCAAACCCCAUCUCUCUCCUCCCACAAAACCCACAAACCCCAAUACACCAAACCCACCAAAAUCUCCUUCUCUCCCAACCCAGACCCAAGAAAACACCAAAGAAUCUCAUGCGGGCUGAUCGACCCAGAUGGGGGAAAGCUCGUAAACCUCAUAGUGAAGGAGCCCCACAGGUACGAGAAGAGGAGGAAAGCCCAUUCCAUGCCCAAGAUUGAGCUGACCCGGAUCGACCUGGAGUGGGUCCACGUGCUAAGCGAGGGGUGGGCCAGCCCGCUCCGUGGGUUCAUGAGAGAGUCGGAGUUCCUCCAAACUCUUCAUUUCAACUCGCUCCGAGUUGAGGGCGGCGUUGUGAACAUGUCAGUGCCGAUCGUUUUGGCUGUCAAUGACGCGCAGAAGGGAAGGAUUGGGGAGUCGAGUGCGGUGGCUCUUGUGGAUUCCAGUGGCGUCACGGUGGCGAUUCUUAACAAUAUAGAGAUUUACAAGCAUAACAAAGAAGAACGAAUAGCAAGAACUUGGGGCACUACUGCCCCUGGUUUACCUUAUGUCGAGGAAGCCAUAACCAAUGCUGGAAACUGGUUGAUUGGGGGUGAUUUGGAGGUUAUAGAGCCAAUCAAGUACAACGAUGGUCUCGAUCGAUACCGGCUCUCCCCUUCAGAACUCCGCGAGGAAUUUACAAGGCGCAAUGCUGAUGCCGUGUUUGCUUUCCAGCUCCGGAAUCCAGUGCACAAUGGUCAUGCUUUGUUGAUGACAGACACGCGUCGCCGGCUUCUUGAGAUGGGAUAUAAGAACCCCGUCCUCUUGCUUCAUCCCUUGGGAGGAUACACCAAGGCAGAUGAUGUUCCACUUAGUUGGCGGAUGCAGCAGCAUGAAAAGGUACUUGAAGAUGGGGUUCUUGAUCCAGAGACUACGGUGGUUUCUAUAUUCCCAUCACCAAUGCACUAUGCUGGCCCUACUGAGGUGCAGUGGCACGCGAAGGCUCGGAUUAAUGCUGGGGCCAACUUUUACAUUGUGGGUCGAGACCCAGCUGGCAUGAGCCAUCCGGUUGAGAAAAGAGACUUGUAUGAUGCUGAUCAUGGAAAGAAGGUGCUGAGCAUGGCUCCUGGAUUGGAGAGGCUAAAUAUCCUGCCAUUCAGGGUGGCAGCUUAUGAUAAGACUCAGAGUAAGAUGGCAUUCUUUGAUCCCUCUAGGCCUAAUGAUUUUCUCUUCAUUUCGGGCACCAAGAUGCGAACGCUUGCUAAGAACAGGGAGAAUCCUCCGGAUGGAUUUAUGUGCCCCGGCGGUUGGAAAGUUUUGGUGGAUUACUAUGAUAGUGUGGCUUCCAGUAUGAAUGGCAAAGUUCCUGAACCGGUGCCUGCUUAGAUUGGUUUGCUGCUUCAAUCAUGUAUUGCACCCAUUUUGGAGAAACUUCAACCCUUUUUAUAAAUCUCUAAACAUAUCAAUGUUCUGUUCUAAAGAUUCUCUGUCCACCUCUGAUGAAUUAUUUGAGGCGUGUACAGACACACAAGUUUUUAGCCUCGACCCUGUAAUUAUAGAUCCAAGGACAGUAUAUGGAAAUUCUGCAAGUGCAUUUGUGUGCACAAUGUGUUAUAGUGGAUUUGUGUUUUUGAAAAAGCAAAAAACAGUUUUGGGGUGCAUCUGAAUCCGUUGAGCAUAUGUUGCCUGAAUGUAAAUGGAUUCCGGCUUGUUUGGCGAAGUA
Molecule: messenger RNA, 1968 nt
Organism: Rhododendron vialii
Lineage: Eukaryota; Viridiplantae; Streptophyta; Magnoliopsida; Ericales; Ericaceae
Product: ATP sulfurylase 1, chloroplastic-like
Exons: 5
Coding region: 249-1631 (460 amino acids)
Biological process (GO): sulfate assimilation
Molecular function (GO): sulfate adenylyltransferase (ATP) activity; adenylylsulfate kinase activity
Source: RefSeq, a predicted model, not a curated record